Messenger RNA from Benincasa hispida (wax gourd), 842 nucleotides. RefSeq lists its product as uncharacterized. NCBI's taxonomy places the organism in Eukaryota, Viridiplantae, Streptophyta, Magnoliopsida, Cucurbitales, Cucurbitaceae. The record is from RefSeq and is a predicted model, not a curated record. Gene Ontology annotation, molecular function: protein binding.
CAUUAGAAAUGAGAGACUUUUUUCUUUCUCUUGGUCUCUUUUGUAAAGAGAGAGUGCUUUAAUUUCAUGAUUAUUGUUUUAAUGUUGUUGGAUAUGGAAGUUCCUGAGUUGUCUUUAGCUCCAACAACCCAAUUUGUGAAAGGUGAUGAGAUGAAUUCUUCUUCAAAAAAAUUAGUAGAAAUUAGCAACACAUGUUCUAGGAAGAGGAAGCUUCUUCACCAUGAUCAUCAACACUAUAUUAAAUCUCAAACAAGUGUUGAUCUUCAACUCAAAGAUCCUCUUCCUCUUCAUUGGGAGCAAUGUCUUGAUCUUCAGCUUGUGCAGUCAGGGAAAAUGUACUAUCUAAACAGAAAGACAUUGAGGAAGAGUUGGAAUUGGCCAAAAGAUGAAGAUCAUCACCAAAAGCUAGAGUUGGAGUUGGAGCUCAACAACAUUAAUAGUACUUCAUCAUCAACAGUUGAUAAUUUGAUGAAUCUCAGACAUGCAAGUUCUUCUUCUUCAGAAAGCAGCAACAUGGUGGCUUUGCCUUGUAUCAAUUGCCACCUCCUUGUUAUUCUCUCAAAAUCUUCCCCAUCUUGCCCUAAUUGUAAGCACCUUCAUACCCUUUUUCAAAACCCUUCUUCACCCAACUCCCCUCCCAACACCUUGCCCCUCUUGAACUAGCUAGACACAAUAUGCAACAACUCGACUCGACAUGACACAUCUUAGGUUUAAAAGAGGAGAUAUAUCGUUUGAGUUGAGGUGAAUUGGGUUGAAUUGUAUCGUAAUUUAUGAUGACUGUAAAAAAUUGGUGUAGAAUGUUCUAGAAGCUAAUUAAAAAUUAGAAUGUUGGAGUUUAUUUA